AUGAAGUACCUCACCCAUACUGUCGCAGCCAUUGCUGCUACGCUCUACAUGCAGCCAUGCCCAGCACCUCUUCUUGUUCCUGCCGUUGCCGGCGCUGUUUCGGCUGCCGCUGGGGCUGUUCAGGCAGGUGCUGCCGUCGUGGGUGCAGGUGCUGCGAUUGCAGCUGUUGCCACCCAAAACAAGAAACGAGGAGAACACGCCCCAUGGGACGAGGACGCCGGUAUCUCGCCAGCCGUGCUCCAGAAGUGCGUCGCCGACAUGUUUAACAGUCGCUCGGUCUCCUCCAACGUGACCCCAGACGGCGGCGUGGUUGUUUACAACUGUCCAGAGAGUUGCAAAGAGGCCGUCGACGAAUACAACUCUUUCCCGGAUGUCGAUUCUCUGGCCGCUCGCUACGGGACGGUAUCCUGGAAUGACUCCACGAUAACCACCACUUACCCCGUUGGUGCUGGCUGCCUCAGCGGAUCCUAG
This is a messenger RNA of Ramularia collo-cygni, 471 nucleotides long. RefSeq lists its product as uncharacterized. Lineage: Eukaryota; Fungi; Ascomycota; Dothideomycetes; Mycosphaerellales; Mycosphaerellaceae. Bases 1 to 471 code for a protein of 156 amino acids. The transcript has a single exon. The record is from RefSeq and is a predicted model, not a curated record.